AACUUCGACAAUAUCGUUCCUCAAUUCUCAGUGAUAAACUGGAAAUUGAAUCAAAGGAAACAUAUUAAAAGUGUUGUAGCAUAAAGGCAAAGCGGUUCAUCGAUUGAUCAGAGAGCAACCCGUUUAUUUUGUAAAAGAUCGAACAAGGUAUUGCUUUUGUAACAAGUUUCUGUUGUGUGAACAGAAUUCUACAAUACAAAUCAAGAGAAAAUGGGUUCGUCUGUUGGAAUGAUCGUUCUCCUGAUUUCAUGUUUCUCCUGCACUGUUUUCGGAUUUUUUCCCAACGAUCGAAGGAAUAAAAUGGUUACAUGUGAAGAACCAAACAUGAAGAAUGGUAACCACAACCCCAAAGUAGGAUUUUUCGAAAAUUGGAGACAACCGCUCUUUGAACUAAUUACAUUCACAUGUAACGAUGGAUUCGAACUCAAAGGUGCAAAGAGAUCAAGGUGCCAACUGAACGGCAAAUGGUAUCCGGAGGAGCCGACCUGCGAACCAAUCGAAGGAGUUGGAGCUAAAAUUUUACCUUGUGUUCUACCUCCGGUCGGAGAUCACGUAGACGUUAAUCCACUCAAGGCAACAUACGACACCGACGAAACGGUAGAUUUUGCAUGUAAUGGAUUCCGAAAAUCUGACGGUUUCAAAAGAACAAGAUGCGGCAAAGAUGGAGAAUUUCAUCCAUCUCCUCCUAAGUGCAUCCAGCCAAAAUGCCCACCCCCUCAGGUCCCAAGUAAUGGAGCUAUUCGACCCAAUAGAACCAGUUAUUCCGUCGGAGAGGUUGUCAACUUCAAAUGCAUAAAAGGAUACAAACUUGUUGGAAAAACUCUUAAUGCCACAUGUGGAGAAGAUGGUCACUUCACGGCUUCAGACGCCAAAUGCAAAGUUAUCCCAACAAAAGUGAAGACCUGCAAACGUCCGUACGUGAGUUAUAGGCAAGCCAUCAGCCCACGCAGAUACGAAUACAAACCCGGAACAAUUAUCCGGUAUUACUGCGCCCACGGAUACAAACUUCAAGGCCAACAAACCCUACAAUGCCAACGAAAUGGACAAUGGUCAAACACUCGCCCAAGCUGCAGAUUGAUUUACUGUAAAAGACCAGAAGAUCCCGAGGAUGGUAAAGUUGAGUCAGAUCAACCGUACUUCAGACUCGGUCAGAAAGUGAAAUUUUCUUGUAACAACUUGCAUUAUAUGUAUGGGGCAGACGAAUCUAUAUGCAGCGAAGAUGGCUUGUUCUACCCACAAAAUCCGACCUGUCAUCGAUCAUUCAUCGGAUACUACGGCAACUGAUUGAACCGACUCAUUAAGCGAAAUACGACUUGGCUUAAAAGUUUUGUUAAAUAGAUGUUUCUGUCAAUUAUGUGUAAUCUUUUGCAUCUGAGUAAAUUACAUACUGUAUAUGGAAACUGUAACACUCGUCAAUGCACACUCAACACACUUUUUACACCAUUAAAAUAGAAUCAAAAAGAGCUGUAUUAUCAACUUUAUCGUUUAGUACUAUUAUGUGUUCUUUCAUCAUGACAUUAUUCUUUAUCCUCACGAAAUUGUAAAAUUAUUUAAAUCAGGAUUAUUAAUUCAUUACUUAGUGCACUCGUCAAUGUUGUAUGUGACUUUAUUUUAUGUACAUUUUUUUCAUUUUCAUGUUAUUUUUUCAUUUGAGAAUUAAAUUAUAUAUAAUGCAUUAA
Molecule: messenger RNA, 1679 nt
Organism: Styela clava
Lineage: Eukaryota; Metazoa; Chordata; Ascidiacea; Stolidobranchia; Styelidae
Product: P-selectin-like
Source: RefSeq, a predicted model, not a curated record